Molecule: messenger RNA, 2370 nt
Organism: Talaromyces amestolkiae
Lineage: Eukaryota; Fungi; Ascomycota; Eurotiomycetes; Eurotiales; Trichocomaceae
Exons: 3
Coding region: 1-2370 (789 amino acids)
Biological process (GO): proteasome-mediated ubiquitin-dependent protein catabolic process; ubiquitin recycling
Cellular component (GO): cytoplasm; nucleus
Molecular function (GO): ubiquitin binding
Source: RefSeq, a predicted model, not a curated record
AUGUCGGAAUACAAGCUAUCCGCUUCUCUCGAAGGCCACAGCGAUGAUGUGCGCGCUGUGGCCUUUCCAAACACCAAAUCGAUCGUGACCGCCUCGCGAGAUGCUACCGUUCGUAUCUGGAAGCAAGUCUCUUCUCCACCGCCGACAUACGAUUAUACUAUUUCUUCUCAUGGAUCGUCCUUCGUCAAUGCCGUUGCAUACUAUCCUCCCACCAGCGAGUAUCCUGAAGGCCUCGUCUUUUCUGGUGGCCAAGACACCAUAAUAGAAGCUCGACAGCCAUCGAAAGCUUCUGAUGAUAAUGCAGAUGCCAUGCUAUUGGGCCAUGGUCACAACGUUUGUUCAAUAGAUGUCUGCCCUGAAGGAGGAUGGGUGGUCAGCGGAAGCUGGGAUUCAUCGGCCAGGCUGUGGCGGAUAGGCAACUGGGAGACUGAUGUUGUCUUUGAUGGCCACCAAGGGAGCGUAUGGGCUGUUCUAGCCUAUGACAAGAACACUGUUAUUACAGGUUGUGCUGAUCGCAUGAUACGAAUUUUCAACACGUCUGGAAAACUGUUGAAAACAAUCAAAGACUCUCGAGACGUAGUGCGAGCUCUAUGCAGACUACCCGCCGGUCACCCUUCCGGUGCCCAGUUCGCCUCCGCCGGCAACGACGGAAUCGCGCGGCUUUUUACUCUGAACGGAGAUAUUAUCGGAGAGCUUCAUGGCCAUGAGAGCUUCAUCUACUCAAUAGCAGCGAUACCCUCCGGCGAACUCGUGACAUCGGGCGAAGAUCGUACUGUCAGGAUAUGGAGAGGAAACCAAUGUGUUCAGACAAUCACACAUCCCGCAAUAUCUGUGUGGAGCGUUGCUGUGUGUAAGGAGACAGGGGAUAUUGUCACAGGUGCAAGCGAUCGUGUCGCUAGGAUAUUCACCAAAGACACGAGCCGGCAGGCUGAUCCCAUGGUUAUCCAACAAUUCGAAAGCGCUGUGAAGGAGUCUGCGAUCCCACAACAGCAAGUGGGUGACAUCAACAAGGAGAAGCUGCCAGGACCAGAGUUUCUCAAACAAAAAUCCGGCACCAAAGACGGUCAGGUACAGAUGAUCAAGGAAGACAACGGCAGCGUUACUGCUCAUACUUGGUCCUCUGCAACACAGGAAUGGAUCGCGGUUGGUACAGUUGUCGACUCGGCAGGUAGCUCCGGAAGAAAGACUGAAUACCUUGGACAAGAUUAUGACUAUGUUUUUGAUGUAGACAUUGAGGAUGGCAAGCCACCUUUGAAGCUGCCGUACAACUUGUCCCAGAAUCCGUACGAGGCUGCUACGAAGUUCAUAAAUGAUAAUGAGCUACCAAUUGGGUACCUGGACCAAGUAGCCAAUUUCAUAACCCAGAACACACAGGGCGCCACCAUCGGUCAGACAGCAGACACACAGCAAGCAGCACCCGGCUCCGAUCCUUGGGGUCAAGAGAGGCGAUAUCGUCCAGGCGAAGCCGCUGCGCCACACCCCCCAUCGAUACCAGAAACGCGUCAAAAUGUGCUUCCCCAGAAGAGCUACCUCUCUAUAAAGACAGCGAAUAUCAAAGUGAUCGUGAAGAAGUUGACGGAACUGAACGAACAGCUUGUCUCUUCAGGAAACAAGGAACAUUCCUACAAUCCGCCCGAAUUAGAUGCGCUCUUGAGAUUCUGCAAUUACCUAGAGAAUACAGCUUCGUUUCCCAAGGAUCCCGCUGACAUCGAGACCGGUAUUCAGUUGGUUAUGAAAGCGGCACUCAAAUGGCCACCUGCAAAUCGACUUCCUGGCCUCGACUUACUCCGACUUCUAGCAGCGGCAACCCCUGUGACUGCUCAAAUUCGAUUUGACGGACAGGACAUUAUCGACGCGGUUCAGCAAAGCGGAACGUUUCAGAGCCCCAUCAGUGUCAAUAAUGCCAUGCUUGCCAUCCGAUUCUUUGCGAACCUCUUUGAUACUCCUUUAGGCGGCGAUCUUGCUGCAUCGAAGUUUGAUAACAUUCUUCGGAUGGUGUCAUCAGCUACCACAGCAGUCGGCGCACCUUCGAAUCGGAACGUUACGAUUGCUGCUACGACCUUAUACAUCAACUAUGCUGUCUAUUUCACUGCACAAGGACGGGCCCAAAGCGCAGAAUCUGCCGAGGGUGCUCUUCAGAUUAUUGAAGAGCUCUCCAAGAUCUUCACUACUGAAAAGGACUCGGAAGCAGUCUAUCGCGGUCUGGUAGCGCUGGGAACCCUUGUCAUCGCAUCUGGCGAGGAAGUGAAGAGUGCUGCAAAGGAAAUCUAUGAGCUUGAGAAGAUCUUAAGCAAGGUAUCAACUUCUAGUGCUGGCCGUGAACCUCGUGUGAAGGGUGUUAUUGGAGAAAUUCGGGAUGCCUUGCGAUAG